AUGGCUGCACUGUUUGUGAAAGAUCUUCACCCUGAAGUAUCAGAGGUGAUACUUUCUAAUAGAUUUAGACCUGCAGGACACGUCCAAUCUGUCCACAUUUGCAGGGACAGGAAGACCGGCUCUCCUCUCGGAUACGCGUACAUCAACUUUCGCUAUCGAGAUGACGCUGAGAGAGCCAUUGACAUGUUCAAUUUUGAACUCCUCCUGGGGAGACCCAUGCGUGUCAUGUGGUCAAACUGGGAACCCACCGCCAAGCCCAUCAAGGGAGGGAACAUAUUCAUCAGGAACCUUGAUUGGUCCAUUGACUGCACCUCCCUGUUUGACACUUUCUCUGUGUUCAGGAGGAUCGUGUCAUGCAAGGUUGUGGAAUCAAAAGGUUAUGGGUACGUUCAGUACGAGUCAGCGGAGGCGGCGGAACGGCUGAACGGAAAACUCCUGAACGACCGCCAAGUGAGCACCCUUAAGACACCUUGCACAAAGGACACUGUCCAAAGCACCAAGGCAUCUGCCUCAGAGGACAUCAGCCAGAUUGUCUACACUGCUGCCUCACAGAUGGUCCAAGCCGCUGGAUCCCCUGCCCCAGUAAACAAUGUGGAAGCUGUUGAAACUGCUGGCCCAGAGAACUCUGAGGAAUCUGUUGAGACAGCUGCCUCAGAGGGAUCUGUGGAAGCAGUGAAGACAGUGGCCUCAGAUGACAGGGUGGAAGCAGUAGAAGCAACUGCACCAGUGGAAGCUACUGAGACAGCUGCCCCAGAGGAAACUCUGGAAGCUGUGGAUAAAAUGGACACCUUACUGCGGGCAAGAGAAACUGGUGUGAAGUUGGUGAGGAUCUUUAAUUAA
Molecule: messenger RNA, 840 nt
Organism: Hemibagrus wyckioides
Lineage: Eukaryota; Metazoa; Chordata; Actinopteri; Siluriformes; Bagridae
Product: polyadenylate-binding protein 1A-like
Exons: 5
Coding region: 1-840 (279 amino acids)
Cellular component (GO): cytoplasm; nucleus
Molecular function (GO): mRNA binding
Source: RefSeq, a predicted model, not a curated record